Molecule: messenger RNA, 973 nt
Organism: Paraglomus occultum
Lineage: Eukaryota; Fungi; Glomeromycota; Glomeromycetes; Paraglomerales; Paraglomeraceae
Source: the annotation of a GenBank genome assembly
ACGUCAGGGAAUAGUAACUCCGUACGGCGCGACGGGCAAGAUGGUAAGAUUGCCUUACUUUCGACCGAUCUUGGUGAUUACAAUAUGGGACGCCAUAUAUCUACUGUGGGCAUACUACAUAAGUCGGCCUCCAAGGAAAAGUUUCAAGGAACAAACCGCAUAUUUAGUGAAAAUGUUGGACCUCCUUUGCAAAAAGAUUUUAGAAAUGGAGGAGAACGUCCUGGCUCGCCCAAUCACGAUAAAUCUCACAUUUUCGGCACGAAACGGGAAGAUUCUGAGAUACUUUUUCGGGGCAACAAUUCGUUGUGGGAAAAUGGGACAAACGGGAAAGCUGAUAUACGAUAUAAACAAACUAGCGUCAAAGACGAGAGUGAAAAUGAUGCCGUUGAAUGUUCCAAUCGAGAAAAAAUUCGAGAACUGCGGUCAAGCUUGGGGAAAUUGUUCCGAGACAGUACCAUGGACGGCUCUGUAUGGACAAAGAAACGCGUUCAAACGCCGUGUUAUCUUGUACUCCCAAACAAUGAAUCUAAAAUCGAACUUGACAGUUUUUCCGUGUGCCAAGUGUCAGUUUGUGCGAGACUCGAUAUUAAAACAUCGUGCAAUAACUCUCCCAUUAUAGUUGAACGAAUAAGUGAAUCUGAUGGUAUUCGUGUGGCAACCUCUCUUCACCUUAAGCUCCAAACUGAAGAUCCUCAAGAAAAUACUAUGAAAGAGCUUCAAUGUUACAUUACGGAAAUUAAACAGUUUGGUUUUCAUCAUAUUAUCGUCAUCGGAAAACGUUAUUGUGGCAUGCUUUUUAUGGAUUGUUUUCGUCGCGUGUUUGAUUGGGAUUCAGCAAAUUAUGCAUUGUGGCUUCUCGGGGAUUAUUUCGAAAUUAUAUCAAAGGAUGAAUCUGAGGAAUAUGGUCGGAUAGCAUGGGGCGUCUUGGAUGACGGAACUGUGAUUGAGCUCGAAAAAUAUUUGCCGGGAAAAG